Molecule: messenger RNA, 822 nt
Organism: Aethina tumida (small hive beetle)
Lineage: Eukaryota; Metazoa; Arthropoda; Insecta; Coleoptera; Nitidulidae
Gene: Prosbeta6
Product: proteasome subunit beta type-1
Exons: 2
Coding region: 67-771 (234 amino acids)
Cellular component (GO): proteasome core complex
Source: RefSeq, a predicted model, not a curated record
CAACCCUGCUUGUGUUUGACAAACGUCUAAUCGUAAACUGUUUUGUCAUUGCAGAAUUUUUAAAACAUGUCUUUAGCCGCAAAUCCCCGUCCUUACUACCCGGACUACUCUAACGCCCCAGUCCAACAUCAUUUCAGCCCUUAUGCAGACAACGGCGGAAGCGUUGUGGCAAUCGCCGGGGAUGACUUCGUAGUGAUCGGAGCUGAUACCCGUCUAAGCACCGGGUUUUCCAUCUACACCCGACAACAAAACAAACUGUUCCCGUUGUCGAAAACGACAGUUUUGGGUUGUGCAGGAUGUUGGUGUGACACCCUCACUUUGACCAGAGUAUUAAACUCUCGCAUGCAGAUGUAUCAACAAGAACACAACAAGAGUAUGUCGACAGUUGCCUGUGCCCAAAUGUUAUCCACAAUGCUCUAUUACAAGAGAUUCUUCCCUUAUUACAUCUCCAAUGUGCUUGUCGGCUUGGAUAAUGAGGGUAAAGGUUGUGUAUACAGUUAUGACCCAAUUGGACAUUGUGAAAAGGCAACAUACAAGGCUGGUGGUUCAGCUGGUGCUCUUUUACAGCCCCUUUUAGAUAAUCAGAUUGGGUUGAAGAACAUGGAAAUUGUUCCAGAAGAAAAACUAACAGCAGAGAAAGCUAUCAAGGUCUUAAAAGAUGUUUUUAUUUCAGCUGCUGAAAGAGAUAUUUAUACUGGAGAUAGUAUUGUAAUUAAUAUUAUCACAAAGGAUGGCAUUAAGGAAGACUCAUUCGAGUUGAGGAAGGAUUAAAUAUUUUUUAUUGUACUUUAAUAUAAUUUUUCAAUAAAUAUUUAAAAUUUU